Candoia aspera is the source of this 1186-nucleotide messenger RNA. It is a transcript of the gene TCIM, whose product is annotated as transcriptional and immune response regulator. Gene Ontology annotation, cellular component: nucleus; cytosol. NCBI's taxonomy places the organism in Eukaryota, Metazoa, Chordata, Lepidosauria, Squamata, Candoiidae. Gene Ontology annotation, biological process: endothelial cell activation involved in immune response; negative regulation of Notch signaling pathway. Bases 113 to 400 code for a protein of 95 amino acids. The transcript has a single exon. The record is from RefSeq and is a predicted model, not a curated record. Gene Ontology annotation, molecular function: Notch binding.
GUGCCAUCCCUAGGAGUUCUCUACGGGUUCCCCAGGCAAUAAACUCGCAAGACCAACGCUGCUCUGUCUGACAUCACUGGAAGUGGUGUGGAGCAAACCGGGACCAGCCAGCAUGUCGACCUCCUUGAGAGUGAGCCCAUCCGUCCACGGCUAUCGCUUCGACACUGCCCUGCGUAAGAAAGCAGUGGCCAACAUCUUUGAGAACCUGGAUCAAGAGACUCUGGAGAAGCUCUUUAAAAACUCGGGGGACAGGAAAGCAGAGGAAAGGGCUAAGAUCAUCUUGGCCACUGACCAAGAUCUGGAGGAGAAGGCAAGAUCGCUCAUGGCUCUGAAGCAGAGGACCCGAGAGAAACUCUUCCAGUUCCUGAAGUUCGGGAAACAUUCCAUCAAAGUCCACUGAGGAGCCACAGGAGCAAAGUUAUGAUGAAAGAGAGCACAGCUCUUCGGCCGGAGUCGUCAUUUUCACACAGAGCAUCUCCAGUGCCUGGCACGAGAUGGAGGAUGCUUGGACAUAUUGCUCAUGGGUGUUCAAUCCCCACCAAUUGUGUGCUUCCUCUGCAGACUCCAACUUGCACAAUCGAAAGAGAACCAAGGAAGCCUUCACCAAAUGAUGAAGGUGGCAGUUCCUGAGCCACAAGGAUGGAAAAGUGGAGGAGCAGACACUGCAACUUUUUCCAGCAGCAUGGGUGGACAAGAGACUCUGUGGUUUUCCCCUUGACUAAACUGUCUGCUGUCUGACAGUCUUGUUUACUGACUGUGUAAAGCCUUCCACGAGGUUCUUUCCUCUUGUUUGCUGGGAUCACAGGCGAUCAGAAAACCAUCAGUGUUUGUCCAUUUGCCUUUGCUAAAAAUGCACCAGGAGAAACGCAUCUUGUCUGCAUGUCAGAUAUUCCCCAAGAGAGAACUUUUUCCAGGACAAUGUGAAGCAAUCCUGUUUCUGUUCCAUUUCUUAAAAUGAGUUGCACAAACUUUUUUUUUUUUAAAUAAGUUACUUCCUGAAUGAAAUGAACCAUGAAAGUCUCUUUGAGACACCACGUUCAUUUUUUAAAAACUUUUUUCUGCCCUAAUGACAAUGCUGUAGUGAUCUUAACAAGUGAUAAGCUAUGCUGAUGAUGCUGUAGUAAUGGGCAUUAAUUUAUUGCAUAUGCUGCAUUGUGGAACAAAUAAAUUAUAAAGUUGAUAUAAA